Geodia barretti is the source of this 330-nucleotide messenger RNA. Lineage: Eukaryota; Metazoa; Porifera; Demospongiae; Tetractinellida; Geodiidae. The record is from the annotation of a GenBank genome assembly.
AUGUCUGGUUCUGUGGCUGUACCGACUGGAGAUGAGAAAGAGCUGCAGGCCGCGGUCGCCAGUGUUGGGCCCGUCGCAGUGGCUGUGGACGGAAGAAACAAAGCCUUCAGGUACUAUUCCUCUGGGGUGUACGACGCAUCGCGGUGCUCCAGCUCCAACAUUCAACAUGCCAUGGUUGUCACUGGCUACGGGACUUUCUCUGGGAAAGACUACUGGCUUGUCAAAAACAGUUGGGGGAGUCAUUGGGGAAUGGAGGGCUACAUUCUCAUGUCCAGGAACCAGUACAAUCAGUGUGGCAUUGCAACCGAUGCCUCCUACCCAACUCUCUGA